CGGGAAAUUGUAUAGUUUCCGAUCGUUUUCUGUUGAAGAAGGUUGAAACAAUGAAGUUACUCCGAUAUGUCUCGUUGGUCUCGUUGUUGGUGGUUUUGGCAUUUGUCAAAGCAGACGAGGAAUUUUAUUCUGACAAGUACGAUUACGUAGAUCCCAAGGAAAUCGUCGAAAAUGAUCGUUUAAGGGACCAGUAUUACAAUUGUUUCAUGGACACUGGACCUUGUGUUACUCCGGACGCUGCCUUUUUCAAGACGAAUUUACCUGAGGCAGUCGUAACUAAAUGCAAGAAAUGUACGGAAAAACAAAAGGAUAACUUCGAGUUUAUAGCUGUCUGGUAUAGCGAUAAUCGUCCAGAUGAAUGGAACGCUUUGAUUAAAAAGUUCAUGGAAGAUGCAAAGAAAAUGAACUUAGGAUCUUCCAAAUAUAGUCGUGAAAUCAGCAUACACGUAUAUGCUGCAGGUAUAAAUACGGAAGACAGUACUCUUAAAGCAUUCAGAUUCAAUCCAGACAUCUCUCGUGAAUGCUGUAGCAAAAACGUUUUAAAAGAAAAAAAAUUUUCCAUUCAGUUUAAGAAUAAAAAUUUAAAAAUCAUAAUGGCGCGUUAUUUAUGGAUACUAUCAAUCGUAAUAUUAUUCGCAACGAUUUUCUCAGUGCGCGCAAAUGACGGCACAUACACAACGAAAUACGACAACAUCAACGUAGAGGAAAUAUUAAAGACAACUCGAUUGCGCAAUCAAUAUGUCGAUUGUUAUUUAGGAAAUUCACCUUGUGUGACACCAGAAGCGAAGUUCUUGAAAGAUGUGCUACCAGAAGUUUUGGUGACCAAGUGCAGUAAGUGUUCGGAUAAGCAGAAAAUCAUUUUCGACAAGGUGAUUACUUGGUUCGAGGAAAACGAUAAGGAAACUUGGAAUACCAUAUUGACAAAAUCUAUCAAUGAACAUAUAAAUGUUAGAAAUCAAAGAUCCUAGAUGAAAUUCAUUAAAGAUCUAAAAAGGGUCAAAGAAGACAUAAAGUAAUGAAUGAAAAUACAAGGAAAAGGAAAUGCACAACAUAAUAAUAAAUAUAAAAAUCCUAUUAAGAUUAUAAAUCAAGAACAUGAAAUCAAGGAUAAUUAAGUAAGAACGAAAAGAAAUGCAAGUACGUAAAUUAUUAUAUUCCUGUUCUUGACAUAAGACAUAAGAUAUAAAACCUGUUUUAAUAAAGACCAUAAAAACCAUAAAAGAAAAAUUCAAGAGUUCAUUAUUAUGAUUUUAUAUCUUUUUUAAUAAAAAAAAAAAGAAAGAAAGAAGAAUUACUUACGCUUAAGACUACGUCCAUCGGCGGUACAAGGACCAUCAUCGAGCAAACAAUUUAUAUAUUGAUUUAAAAAUCGUUCGCUAUUAAAAAUCGCAUCGACGUCCACUUGAUCGUAUAUGUUUGAAUAAGGUUCUUCUGUAUAUCCCUCGAUGAGCCAAAACAUUCCGAUUAUAAAGAAAAAGAUGUAAGUAAAUUUCAUACUUUUCUAAUUACGAGCCAAUUAUUCGAAUUGCACUGGAAAAUUUUAAUGUAUAGUUAAAUCAAAAUUUCGACUCCGUAUAUCCUAAUUAAUUACACUGAGAUAGAUGGAGAAGAUUUGUGUCAAAAACGAAGUGAAUUGAAUUUAAAAUCAAUUCGAUUCAAUUUAAUUCAAUCGAUGGAAAAUAAAAAGGUAUAAAGAUUUGCGAUGAAUAUUUAAUAUAUAAAAUUGUAAAAGUUACGAUAAUAUUCAGCGUCGCAAUUAUUCAGCCGUGAAUUAAUGGAAGGAGUAUUAAAACAGAAUUUUUUGUUAAGAUGACGAAAAAACACUCAACGAAUGCUCGAACGAAAAAAUUAAAUUGCCGAUGAGUUGUUUGCUUCUCGAAAUUUUUAAUGAAAGACUUUUUACCAUUUUCGCGUUAUAAUAUAACUGAGAGAUUAAUGCUUGUAAACUGAGAAAUGCCGAUCUUGCAAACAUGGCGACACUAUCGACAUAGGAAGUUCACGAAUCUGUAAACAACGUUUCGCGGGAGCAUUAUACAUUAAGGCUUUAUUUAACAAAAUAUUAAUAAUACGUGAUAGAUUUUAAAGUCAAGAAUAUUCUUCUGACAUCAUAUAGCAUCAGAUUUCGUGUGUCAAUUGAUAAACACGAGCGCUCAUAUUUAACGCGUUCAAGUAGAUUAUUCGCUAAUAAUAUAAAAAAUAUUUAUAAUAUAAAUGAUUCUGAUAAUAUACGUCAUAUGAAAAAGGUAAAGUGUCAUAAAACAUACGAUUGUAGAAAACGUAUCAUGUUAUCGUAUUACAAAAGAAUUCCUAUACAAAAGUGUUACAAAUAAAAAUAUAAUGUUGUCUACAUAUAUAUAUAGACACAUAUAUAAUUUGAAUAAUCGAUAAUUGGAGAUCUAUGAAAUACAAGUUUGACCAAGACCUUUUAACAUAUAAUAUCACUUAUUUCCAUCUACACCAACAAUAUAAAAUAUUAACAUUUUUUGUUUAAACAAAUACUUUGUGUUAAUUAUGAUUGAACGCGAUACUAUAUAUAUAUAUUAUAUUUACUUGUGGCCCAUAUCAACAAUUCCAUUAUUUAAUAUCCCUACGGUUUUCUUAAUAAACUUCAAUAUACUAAUCUUCUAUAAUUUUUAACAAGGCACAUUACGUUCAAACAGAACAUACAAAAAGAAAAAUAUAUCUGCACAGCCUGAUAAUAAAUGUGUACAAAUACAAAACUGCUUACUUCAUGUAAAUAUUUGCAGUGUGUACUUAAUAUUUUACUUAGAUAUAUAUAUACAUAUAUAUAUAUAUAUAUAUAUAUAUAUAUAUAUAUAUAUAUA
This is a messenger RNA of Vespula vulgaris, 2825 nucleotides long. RefSeq lists its product as uncharacterized. The record is from RefSeq and is a predicted model, not a curated record. Bases 51 to 968 code for a protein of 305 amino acids. The transcript is spliced from 6 exons. Lineage: Eukaryota; Metazoa; Arthropoda; Insecta; Hymenoptera; Vespidae.